Messenger RNA from Diatraea saccharalis (sugarcane borer), 2020 nucleotides. The record is from the annotation of a GenBank genome assembly. NCBI's taxonomy places the organism in Eukaryota, Metazoa, Arthropoda, Insecta, Lepidoptera, Crambidae.
ACUGACUGGAUUUUUGACCAACUUUCUUGUGUUGGUUAUUUGGUUGGUCAGAUUUAUUUAAAAAUAAAGUUGUAUAAAUAUCGUGAACAGAAUCAUUAUUUCAUUGAAAAAAAAAACAAUUAUUUUCCGUAAAAUGUCGAACAUAUCUAAGAGAAAAGAAGGAUCGAAGGCCAAGAUCAAGAGCAUGGGGAAUCAUCAAGAAUUCUUGAAGCGCAUUACAAAGACCCUGUAUUAUGGGGAGCUGCCGACACUGCCUUGCUUGAGUCUACCAGUCACUGAGAUCUCGUGCGAGGUGUGGUCAGUGUCGCAGCGUGGUCGGUCGCUGCGUCGGCUGCACGCGGACGCGGCGGCGGGGCUCGCGCGCAGCGCGUGCGUGUCGCCGUGCGCGCUCGUGCUCGCUCUACUAUACCUAGAGCGACUCAAUGCCUGCAACCCCGAUUACAUAGCCGCAACGGCACCGGCUGAUCUCUUUCUAGUUUCAUUGAUGGUGGGAAAUAAAUUCUUGCAAGAUGACGGCGAAGACGACGAAGUUAUAUGCUCGGAAUGGGCGGCAUCUGGCGGUAUCGAACUCGCCCAGUUGAAGAAAUUGGAAUUGGAGUUUCUCAAUGCUAUAGAUUGGAACGUGUUCGUAAGCGAGAAAUCAUUUGAAGCGGGUCUGCGACGUCUGGAGCGGCGCGUGGCUCUGAAGCAGGCGCGGCUGCGGGGGUUCUUCACGUACACGGACCUGGCGGCGGCGGGCGCGCCCCCGCUGCUCGACCUGUGUGCCGCGCUCGCGCUCGCGCUCACCGCCCUCGCCUCCACCCUGGCGCUGCUCGCCUCCGCGCCGCUGCUCACGCGCCUCGCCGCCUCCUCCCUCGCCUCCCUCUCCCGCCCGCCCGCCUCGCCCCUCUCCGGUCCGACUCCUCCCCUCCACGCGAACGUCUCGCCGGCCGACCCCGAGCCCCCAUCGCUCGGCAACCUCACCCUCGACGACCCCUCGCCGUCGGAUCGCCUGCGGUGCUGCACGACGUGGGCGACGUACCGCGACAGAGUUUCCGAAGCUCCACCGAGAAGAGCGCCGCCCAGGAACUUCUUCGAUGGCCUCGUGCUCUACGACUGGAAGAGUUUCGAGCCGUGGUGGUCGCGGACUUCGGUGCUCAACUGGCUGUACCAGAGCUCGCUGGUGGACCCGAUGCGGCGCUGGCUGGAAAAAGUCGACGGAUUCGCUGCCGUCGGCCGCGGCCCGGCGCCGGACUCGUGUCGCGGCUGCGUCCGCCAGUGGCUCAAUCUGAGCAAACUCAACGUCCUCGUCGCUUCCGUCUCCGAUUACUAACAAACCGAUCGACGGAGCAAUCUGCCGAAGUUCCCCUGCAGUUUUCGACUCGAGAUCGAAGCAUCUUCUUGCAAAUAUUUAGUGUGAGUCGUAUUAAAAAAUGAGUGAUCUUAAAUGCUCCGUUAUCCGUACCUAACGUUUUAAGUUUUGUCUUUUGUCAUAUUUUUAACUUAACGAGGAUUCUCAAAUUUGUUGUCCUUUCCUAAGAAGUAGAUGUAGAAACAAUGAUCAAAUAACAAAAAUUCCGACUCUGCUAAAUGUUCGUAUUUAAAAUAAAUAAGGGAAAAGAUCAGUUUUUUGAAGUUACAUUCUACAUAAUAUGCGCACAUAAGAUCUUUUUAAAACUGAAAAUUUUCAGAUUUAUCUCUGGCAGAAUUUUCGUUAUUUGAAAUAUCUGUUUUGAGCGAAUAUCUGAAGAAAACUUGUUAUAAGUCAGAGAGAAAAGUGGUGUGACUUAAAUUUACCAGUUGAUUUUUUUUAUUAAUUGAUCCACUUAAUAUUUAGUUCUGUUUCUUUCGCAGAAUUUUAGAAACGGAGCCAAUCUAUUUAUUCCGUGAUAAUUAUCAACUUAAAUGAAAAGGUUUUUAAAAAUAAAUAGCAUAUUUAAUAUUUUUUUAAGAACUUAUAAAGUGACCAAGUUGGCGCCAUUACAAUAAAUAAGUGAUGCCUGUGAUCAAUUUUCUAACUUUCAAUAAAAAUUCUUCAAAC